AGCGAGAGGAUGAGAUAGAAUAUAUACAAAAGAAGAUUGAGAGAAGAAUAUAGAUUACUUUUAUAUAUAAAAAAAAGGGCGACGGCCGUGAGAUAUCCUCAUUGAAGCGAUGUUUCACGUGGAGAGCAUGGUGGAGACGUCCAUGGGGCAUGUCAUUAACAGCCUACCUCCGGAACAAGAUAAGACAAGACCAAAGCUCAUGAACUUAAAGUUCGAGCUGGUAAGGGAGGCGGAAGAAAACUUUGAAGCGGAGCUUCCAAUUCGGCUAGGCAGCGAGGUGUUGCUGAUCAAGUUUGUAUGCAAGCACACUCCAUGGUGUACCCGGUGUAGGUGGUGGUUUCAUACAGCGGAGGAAGAUUGCCCACGUGCUGGCGAAGAUGAAACUGUAAGCAACUUUGGCGCAAGACAGCGGGACGUCCAAUCUUUUCACAACCAGAGAGUGUCAGACGAUCGACACAUCCGUUCAGCGGCAAGGGAAACUGUCCCAGCAGCCGAGGACCGGCCCCAGGGGGCGACGUCAACUAGAGGCGCCGGUAGACUUAAAGAUGCCAGAUUUCUGUCCGGCGGUCAAAGUCUCGCUCGAAGCAGCCGGUCUUCAACGCCGCAGGGAGGAAGAGGACUUAACAUCCAAGGAACUUCCAGAGGAGGAGCGAUAAGUGACGUGGCAAGAAUACUCGGCCCAGGAGCAGGGACUUUUCAGCAGCAGGAUCUGUCUGGGGGGAUGCAUCUCCAAGGCUACGCUGGUGGAUAUCAAGCUUAUGCACUCCCCGGUGGGCAAAUGGCUUGGCAAGGGAUGGGGUUCCGCCCUUAUAACCCUGCCAUAGCCGCUGGUCAACCGUACUUCUACAACAUGUACGGUUCAGGUCAAGGUCUUAAUUAUGUCGCACACGGUGUCGAGGACAGAAGAACGGUAGGAGGUAAUAGAGGGAGAGUGGGACAUGCUGUAAGGGUGGAGGAUUCAGCUUCUCCUUUGGACCUGGAAGUGGUGCCGGUGGAGGAAAGAGCGGGCUCAGAGAGAUCACGACCACAGUCUCCGGUGACUUCGACCCGGGCACACUCGGACAUGGAAGAGUCCCCCGGAGUAAUUCCGGAGGGUGUCGAGACAGGAGGCAGGGAAUUAUGCCAGUUUGAAGAACAAGUUCUGCUGCCGCUCGUUUGUACCUUACAGGAUCAAGCGAUACAUGUGGUGGGGCUAUUGGACCGAAACAAUAACCUUGUCCUCCCAACAAUGGGGCUGUCGGAGAUUCCAUUGCAAUUUGCGAUACGGGAGAAAGUCAAGUAUCUAUUCGCUGAUCGCUUCGAGUUUAGGAUUUUUCCGGAAUUCUAUUUACCCAUAAUGAGAUCGGAGUUAGAGGACGGAAAAUCUGUUAAAUAUGCGGCCGUCUUUAUUGACGCCAGGUUAUCUACGGAAGCGUGGCAGGGUUUGAGGAAUGUAGGUUUAGAUACUUUCCCGCUGGAAGCCAAGACUCAGCCCUCGAUUGACCUCCUGGCGGAGGUAAUCGUUGAGCCGGGGAUCUCGGCUUCCUUUUUGGCAGAUUUGAAUCCGAUCAUGCCGAGAUCGAGCAAUCUGCUCUCUGCCUCCUUUUUAGACUGCCUCUCAGCAUAAUGGCCCCCACGAGCGUCGAACGGGGGUUCAGACACAGCCCGAAGCUCGAAUCCGUCCUCCGCAGGCAUCCAAUCUGCAACUGUCACAACUUUAAUCCAUGGGUAGGUUGCAGAUAGUUACGUGGAACGUUCAGGGAUUGGGGGAUACGAGCGGCAGGCGGAAAGGAGCAAGACUCAAGAGCUGGAUUCAUAGGAAGAGCAUCGACGUCAUCAUGAUUCAGGAGACAAAGUUAUCAAAGAACAAAUUGGCUCAGUUGAA
This is a messenger RNA of Chara braunii, 1864 nucleotides long. Lineage: Eukaryota; Viridiplantae; Streptophyta; Charophyceae; Charales; Characeae. The record is from the annotation of a GenBank genome assembly.